GGAUGGGUAACUCAUACCCGACAAGUACGAAUACACCCAAUAAAAUUAGAAAACAGAAUAAUAGUGCCAUAUAUUUGCACUGAAUUCAAGUUCAACAAUUGGUGCUCUACUGAUGGCUUCACAUGAAUGGCGAUUGAAUAUGUUCAUCUUCUUCCAUUCUGCUAUUUUGUUAAGUACCAAUCUUAAUGGAGGAGACAAAUGGGAUUCUGUACCUUGCUUUCAAACAGUACAAAGAAAGCAUCAAUUAACAGUAUAGAUUUGCUUUGCAAAUAUGAUGUUCUGCUUCUCAAUGCAUCAGUCAACGGAACCUUAAGAACUUAUCCUAUCAUAUACAAAAUUCCUAAGAUUCCAACUCUUAUGGCCCCGAACCAGAAUAUAUACCAUUGCAAUAUUUUAAGCUGCACAAGAAAACUCAUGGAAUGGCAAAGCAUCAAGGACCAAUCACCAAGCAUGACCCUUGAAGUUCAAAGAAACAAGCCUUCUACAUGCAGUGCAUCCAAGAGAUUAGUUGCUUCAAAUAGUUCAAGGAACCAUGAUCUCAAAGAUUUUAAGAAACAUCAGGUAGGUGGCAGAUUAUUACAUCCGAAAUUCCCCUUCUAGGAGAAAAAGGCAUUGUUUUUCCCAUAGGGACUGAUACAAGUGCAAAUAAAUUGUCAUGGAUAUAUUCCUAUACAUAUAUCACAAGUGAAAUAUGUAGCAUGAAAAGUAGCCAGUGAAUAAUUUGCAUAGAAGAAUUGGCCUAAGAACUGACAAUAAAAGUUGACAGGGUCCACCAAAAAAACUAAAGCAAAGACAACAUAUUAUAACAGUUGCCCUGAAGAUUGGAUAGGGUUGAGUGUGUUGUUUGGAAUCCAAAUGCUUUUCAGCCUUAUAAAGAGAGCCUUGAAUGCACUUCUCAUCAUCAUGAGAAGACCAAAGCUCAUUCCCAAAGAGCAGGAGAGCUUUGGAGGUCGACAGAAUUGAAGCAAAUCAGUGUCAGGCACUAGCAGCUUCCACAUAAAUUCUAGCACACAAAGGUUGAGGAUAAAAGGAAAUAAAGAAGGAAAUGUAUCGUCAACAUCAAGGACAGAAUGACCUGUUCUCUUCUAAGGCAGCCUUUCCACCAGUCCUACAAGGAGAAAAUGCUCCAGGAAGUUCAGGACUAUUUCUCUCGACUGAUGCAAAGCCUCGAUUGAAAUGGACCCCAGAGCUCCACCAACGUUUCAUAGAAGCAGUGAAUCAACUGGGUGGAGCAGACAAGGCUACUCCAAAAACAGUUAUGAGGCUCAUGAGCAUUCCAGGACUGACAUUAUACCACUUAAAAAGCCAUCUCCAGAAAUACAGGCUUAGCAAAAAUUUUCAAGCUCAAGCUAGUACCGAAACUACCAAGAAAGUUAUAGGAUCUGCGAUAGCAGCUGACAGAACAUCUGAAGUGAGUGGAUCACUAAUUGGCAAUACAAACAUUGCCUCUCAUUCAAACAAAACCAUGCAAAUAAGUGAAGCGCUUCAGAUGCAAAUUGAAGUGCAAAGACAGCUACAUGAGCAACUUGAGGUGCAAAGGCACUUACAGCUCCGGAUAGAGGCCCAGGGAAAAUACUUACAAUCAGUGCUGGAGAAGGCCCAAGAGACCCUUGACAAGCAGAGUGUGGGUUCCGUAGGGCUGGAAGCUGCCAAAAUGCAACUCUCUGACCUAGUUAGUGAAGUGUCAAAUGAAUGUAUGGGUACUGCAUUUCCAAGUUUAAGAGAAUCUUCCAGUUUACACACCCUGCAAGGACAGACAGCCCAAGUUGCUGACUAUCUGGGGAAUAGUUGCUUGACUUCAUAUAAAGAACUCCAGAAGGACCGACAGACACAUCAUGUCAGAGUUGGAUUGAGAACUUAUCCGGGCAAUUCACAAUUAUGCACACAACAGAUAGGGGAGGAUUCCACACUUGCACAGACUUGUUUUGCACGGUGUGGGAAUGUGAAUGAGAAUAGAAUGCUACCUUCAUCCACAGUAAAAGAAUCUGAAAUGACAAAUUUUCUUGUCGAAGAGUCCAACAUAUUAUCAAAAAGUGUGAAACCUGAAGGUGAAAAUGGUGGCAGUAUUAGCAUUUCUGAGGCAAAACAAAAUGAAGGAGAUGGAGAAGACACUUGUCUUGAAAUGCCAAAUGGCAGGAGAUCAGCAGUCCAGCAAGAGAGUGGAAAUCAGUUGAAUGGAUUUGCAUUGCCAUGUCUAACAGUGCAGCUAGAUCUAAAUGCCCGUGAUGACAAUAAUCCUUCUCUAGGCUGCAAACAGUUCGACUUAAACGGUUUCAGCUGGAGCUGAGGAUGUUGUGUAAAGCAAUCAACAGACCCGCUUAAUGAAUAACAUGCUCCUUUACUAAUAUUACAAGUUUA
Molecule: messenger RNA, 2358 nt
Organism: Phoenix dactylifera (date palm)
Lineage: Eukaryota; Viridiplantae; Streptophyta; Magnoliopsida; Arecales; Arecaceae
Product: myb-related protein 2-like
Molecular function (GO): DNA binding; DNA-binding transcription factor activity
Source: RefSeq, a predicted model, not a curated record